Molecule: messenger RNA, 639 nt
Organism: Didymodactylos carnosus
Lineage: Eukaryota; Metazoa; Rotifera; Eurotatoria; Philodinida; Philodinidae
Source: the annotation of a GenBank genome assembly
AUGCUCAAAGAAGUUGUGCCACCUUUUCCUCUUCUGGAGCCACCAUUUAUUGAAAAGGUACCAGCAAUAGCCUCGCGGCCUUCAUCAUCCAAAAUAACAGUUGUUUCAAAUGCAAGUUUUGACGUUGCUCCAAAAAUCGGGACUGCAACUUCAAAAAAGCAGGAUGAUAAAAAAAUUCGCGAUUUGAUUGAAGGAUGCAGAGCAGAAGCAGAGUGGAAUUUGGACUCUAAAGAGCUCACGGAUUUUGAGAUAAGACUCCUCGCAGAGGAGCUUACAACAAACAAAAACUGCAAGAAACUUGUCCUGUGGGAUAACGAAAUCACUGAAGUUGGUGCUCAGUAUUUAGCUGAUAUGUUAAAAAAGAAUAGAAAAUUGAAAUAUCUUAUGGUUGGAAUGAACAUGAUUGGGAAAGGUGUCCAAUCCUUGUGUGAAGCACUGAAACAUCAUAAUAGUACUCUGACAACCUUAGAUGUUCAAUGUAAUUCAAUCGGAAACGAUCUGAUAGCCACCAUUAUAGACCUUAUGAAAACAAGUAAAUCGCUCGAUGCUUUGUAUCUAGGCUGGAAUCGAAUAUCGGAAGAAAAUAGACAUAAAUUGCAGAAUCUAGCUAAAGCACGAAGAAUUAGACUAUAUUUAUGA